This is a messenger RNA of Neltuma alba, 720 nucleotides long. RefSeq lists its product as uncharacterized. The record is from RefSeq and is a predicted model, not a curated record. The transcript has a single exon. The coding region runs from base 1 to 720 and encodes 239 amino acids. Gene Ontology annotation, molecular function: zinc ion binding; nucleic acid binding. NCBI's taxonomy places the organism in Eukaryota, Viridiplantae, Streptophyta, Magnoliopsida, Fabales, Fabaceae.
AUGGGUCAAAAUGUGUGCUUCCGAUGUGGCAAGCCAGGAUACUAUAUAAGGGAGUGCCCCUUUAAUGUGGAUGGCUCGAGGCCCCAAGCUCAAGGGAGGGUCUUUGCCAUCACAAGGGAAGAAGCUGAUAAGUCACCUGAGAUGAUACAAGGUACGAUUCAAGUUAAUAAUUACCUUGUACAUGCUAUCUUUGGCUCAGGUGCUAGCCACUCCUUUGUUUUAUAUGAAUGCGUGAAGCGCAUAGGCCUUGCUAUUAACACAUUAUUAUAUGAUCUAUGUGUGGCUACUCCUAUGGGCACUAAAGUUUAUAUGUCUGAUGUUUGCCUAAAUUGUAUUGUCCGGUAUGGCCACUGUUGCACUACACUUGACCUAAUAUGUAUGCCUUUUCAUGAGAUCGAUGUGAUACUUGGUCUGAAUUGGCUGUCUAUCCAUAAUAUACUCCUUGACUGUAAGAAUAGGACUUUGAUUUUUCCUCCUCAUAAGCUAACCCCUCAUACCGAAGUGAAACUGAACUUGAUUACGGGAGCCAAAGCCGGGGAUUGCCUAAGACAUGGCUGUCAGGGGUACGUGGUAUUCUUCUCUAUACAUGCAGAAGUGGAAGAAGGCAUAACAGAGAUACCUGUGGUAUGCGAUUUUCCGGAAGUCUUUUCGACGGAAAUUAGCGGGUUACCUCCGGAGCGAGAGGUAGAGUUUCCAAUUGACCGGGUACCUGGAGUAUAA